ACCAAAAAGAAAGCAAAAACCAAAAUCUCAGUCCUUCCUCCUCAAAAUGGAAUUAGAACUGCAACAUGCAUCAAGUUUCAGGAGCAAUCGUUCGGAUACAGAAAGGUCUCUGCCAGCUGAAGGGAGGGUGGACGAUGAAGUCGAGUUACAGUGGGCCGCGAUCGAGCGGCUGCCCACUUUCCGCAGGCUCCGGACGUCCCUGUUCGAUGAUGGGAAGGUGUCAGGCAGCCAGAACAAUCCGGAUGUGGCAGGGAAGAGGGUUAUGGAUGUCACGAAGCUCGGGGGCAUUGAGCGGCAUAUGUUCGUCGAGAACCUGUUGAAGAGGGUCGAGGAUGACAACCUCAGGCUCCUCCAGAAGCUCAAGGAGAGAAUCGACAGGCAAGAGAAACUGAUGACCUUCAACAUUAUAGCUUGCCAAAUAAAAACUUAAAUUUGCAUGAACAUGUGCUUCGUGACUAUAUCCUUUUACGAGAAUCAACAUGCAAGAGAAUCGACUUCUACCUUU
This is a messenger RNA of Punica granatum (pomegranate), 505 nucleotides long. The record is from RefSeq and is a predicted model, not a curated record. Lineage: Eukaryota; Viridiplantae; Streptophyta; Magnoliopsida; Myrtales; Lythraceae.